CAGAACGCGUUGUUUACAUCGGAACAGAAAAUAACUAACUCGAAGUUCUAGAUUUCAGCUAGUUUACCGACGACGUUUUAUACAAAAUGUCUCACUAACGUUUUUGUGACUUUCUUGCUGAUAUGAACAGGAUUUUUUCUGGUAUAAGUUCACAUUCGAGUUGUGGUGAUGUGUUAAGACAGCAGCCUCUUUGCCCACAACCAACAGCCCUGGGUGGCACAGAAGAACGUGACGUUAUGGCAUCUGAAGAAAGUAACGAAAACCGCAGCACCAGCAAAACCUUUGAGAUUUUUAACACGAAAAACUACAGGUCUGAUUAUCCUGAUGACAGCCGUGCACACUGUUCUAAGGAUUUAUUUGCUAAUCAUAAACAAUGCCAAGACAGGAAGGAUAAGAAAAUUGACAAAUAUUUCAAAUAUUUGGCUAAGAUAGCUAAUGUGGAGCCUGUAAACACAGAACAGAUAUCCCUCUGUAGAGAAAGCUCACGUAAAUGGGAAUCCAAGUCUGCUCGUCGUGGUGACGUGGACAAGGACAUCCAAAAAAUUGUGGCGAUGAUUCUCCAGCAAAUGUACAGCCCUACAGGUUCCUAUGGAAAUCGGAUGGUCAGUCAAACAGAUGAGUCAAGUAAGUCAAGUACUGAAGCUUUGCCCAGCGAUCCUACAACAUGCAGAGAAGGCCGUGAAGUCGAGGAAGAAGCUGCCUUUGUUCAGCAGCCUGUAAAAAAACUCAGUCUUAAAAAGAAAAAGAAAUCUCCACGUGAAGAUGACAAUGAUGACGACAACCACGAAACCUGGGCAAUGAAUCGCCAACAAAUGUACAGCCCUAGCGGUCCCUAUCGAAAUCGGAUGGUCAGUCAAAUAGAUAGUGAGUCAAGUUGUACUGAAGCUUUGCCCAGCGAUCGUACAACAUGCAGAGACGGCCGUGAAGUUGAGGAAGAACCUGCCUUUGGUCAGCAGCCUGCAAAACAACUCAGUCUUAAAAAGAAAAAGAAAUCUCCGCGUGUAAAUGACAAUGACGAUGACAACCACGAAACCUUGGCAAUGAUUCGCCAACAAAUGUACAGCCCUAGCGGUCCCUAUGGAAAUCGGAUGCUCAAUCAGCCGGAACCUUCAGAUUUGGCCUCUUUCUCCUUCGAUCAACAAGACAACACUUGUAGUAACAGCGAUUUACCUAGUGUCCGCAACAAAGCCUCAGGUGUGAACCAGACCAGCACGUCAACAACGAAUCAGGAAGCUGGAAAACAACAAAAGUCUAGAUUCACAACCAUCUCACAAAAACUUCAAAACAAGUACAACAAUCAGUCCAUUAAAAUGAUUCACCAGCAACUUUAUAGCCCUGGGAGGCCUUAUGGCAAUAUGCUGGCAAGUCUGAGAGGGAAAACUUCUUUCCCAGGUCUUAAAAUAUGUCGGGACGGCCGUAAGAAGGAGAAAGGACCUACCUACAGUCAGCCGCCUACAAAGAAACUCAAGCUUGACUUUUUCAAACAUCGUAAAAUCCCCAAGCACAUUGGAAGAACGGCUCAGCUGAUGCCUGAGCAUAAGUUUUUUUAUGGAACUAUGCAAGCAAAACGUGUCCGUUACCAGAACUACCCUGAAGAAGUAGAAGACUCCAAUCAGCAGCCUGCAAAGAAAGUCACGUGUGAGCCUUUACAAUACGGACCUUUCAUGAUACCGAAACAUAUGGGUGAUAAUUGUUAUAUGAAUUAUUUGGCGUCUGCCCGGCAUGACAAUGACAACCAGUUCCUUCCACAGAGUUGUGGUGAUGUGUUAAGACAGCAGCCUCUUUGCCCACAACCAACAGCCCUGGGUGGCACAGAAGAACGUGACGUUAUGGCAUUUGAAGAAAGUAAUGAAAACCCCAGCACCAGCAAAAGCUUUGAGUUUUUUUACCUAAAAAACUACAGCUCUGAUUAUCCUGAUGACAGCCGUGCACACUGUUCUAAGGAUUUAUUUGCUAAUCAAAAACAAUGCCAAGACAGGAAGGAUAAGAGAGAAACCACCUCCAGUCAAAACCCUGCAAACAUGAACAAAUAUUUUAAAUAUUUGGCUAAGAUAGAUAAUCUGGAGCCUAUAAACACAGAACAGACGCAAUCGAAGUCUGCUCGUCGAGGUGACAAUGACGAUGAGGAAGAACCUGCCCUUGGUCAGCAGCCUGCAAAACAACGCAGUCUUAAAAAGAAAAAGAAAUCUCCGCGUGUAAAUGACAAUGACGAUGACAACCACGAAACCUUGGCAAUGAUUCGCCAACAAAUGUACAGCAAUCGGAUGCUCAAUCAGCUUGAACCUUCAGAUUUGGCCUCUUCCUCCUUCGAUCAACAAGCCAACACUUGUAGUAACAGCGAUUUACCUAGUGUCCGCAACAAAGCUUCACGUGUGAACCAGACCAGCACGUCAACAACGAAUUAGGGAAAUGUAUUAAAAGCACACAACGGAAGAGACUUUUGAACAAAAAAAAGAAAAGCAAGAAGAAACAAUCUUUUCAUAAUGACCACAAAUAUUCUGCCAUUUUCAAAAAUUUAGCCAUGUAAAUUAAUUAGUGUGAGCUGCUGGUAAGUGCACAUUGCUAGGAAAAAUGCACCACCACAAGCAACAACCACAGGAGGCUCUAACGCGACAGUCUAAAUGUACAUGGCUAAAGAAGUGCAGUUAUCAUAUAACCAGAAUUACUAUUUGUAGUUAUUAUUAUUAUUAUUAUUUGCAACUUUUACCAUUUCAUUACAUGUACUCUAAUCUAAUCUAAUCUCAUCUAAUAUAAUGUACAGUACACUAAUCUAAUCUAAUGCAACAUGUCUCUUUGUACUAAUAUUUUGAGUCAAGGUUCAGACAGCACCAGAAAGAAGAUACAACCCUGAAUGUACCUCGAUUAGCUCUUCAGUAGCUGGAUUAGCUCCCUGCCCAAGAAUCGAACCCUGGCUGCAGACCACAAGGCUUUCUAUCUCAUAUAAUAAAUAAUAUUUCAAUAAAAAAA
This is a messenger RNA of Tachysurus fulvidraco (yellow catfish), 2967 nucleotides long. RefSeq lists its product as uncharacterized. The transcript is spliced from 3 exons. The record is from RefSeq and is a predicted model, not a curated record. NCBI's taxonomy places the organism in Eukaryota, Metazoa, Chordata, Actinopteri, Siluriformes, Bagridae. The coding region runs from base 123 to 2405 and encodes 760 amino acids.